CCGGGCCGGCCGGGCAGGGAGUGCGGGUCGCUUCUGUGUACGCUGCGGACGAGGCUCCCGCUGCCGAUUGACCCGCGCUCCGCCCCGUAGCCGGGCCGGGAUCCUGGAAGCUCAUGUCAGAAGAAAGUGACUCUCUUCGAACCAGCCCUUCUGCGGCCUCACUUUCGGAGAAUGAGCUGCCGCUGCCACCGCCACCUGCACCCAUUGGCUAUGUGUGCUCGCUGACCGAGGAGCUGGUCGCCAAAGCCAGGGAGGAGCUGCAGGAGAAGCCGGAAUGGAGACUUCGCGAUGUCCAGGCCCUCCGUGACAUGGUGCGGAAGGAGUACCCCAAUCUGGGCACCUCCCUCGAGGACGCCUUCCUGCUGCGCUUCCUCCGAGCCCGCAAGUUUGACUAUGACCGGGCCCUGCAGCUCCUGGUCAACUACCACAGCUGCCGGAGAAGCUGGCCCGAGGUCUUCAACAACCUGAGGCCGUCGGCCUUAAAAGAGGUCCUGGCAUCCGGAUUCCUCACCGUGCUGCCCCACACCGACCCCAGGGGCUGCCACAUCCUCUGCAUCCGCCCAGACAGAUGGAUCCCAAGCAACUAUCCAAUUACCGAAAACAUCAGAGCCACAUACCUGACGUUAGAAAAACUCAUCCAGUCUGAAGAAACCCAGGUGAAUGGAAUUGUCAUUCUUGCAGACUACAAAGGAGUGAGCUUAUCCAAGGCAUCUCAUUUUGGCCCUUUUAUUGCCAAAAAGGUGAUUGGCAUCCUUCAGGACGGCUUCCCCAUUCGGAUAAAAGCAGUCCACGUAGUCAAUGAACCUCGAAUAUUUAAAGGCAUUUUUGCCAUCAUAAAACCAUUUCUGAAGGAGAAAAUAGCAAACAGAUUUUUCCUUCACGGGUCUGACCUCAACUCUCUCCAUACAAACCUUCCAAGAAACAUCCUCCCCAAGGAGUACGGGGGCACGGCUGGAGAGCUGGACAUCACUGCCUGGAACGCUGUGCUGCUGGCCUCGGAGGAGGACUUUGUCAGGGAGUUCUGCCAGCCGGUCCCUCCCUGUGACAGCAUUCUGGGCCAGGCCCCAGCGCCCGAGGCGCUGGGUUCAGAUGCGCCGUGUGAUGACUCCACGCGGGCCGUGAAAUCACAGCUGUACUCCUGCUAUUAGCCAGGCCCCGUGCAUGUCGCCAUCCUUAAAACCUUUCCCCCUCCCUCUGGAGAGGCACAAGGGGAGUUUGAGGUGCCAUGGAUUGUCUUGCUCCUUGUAAUUAAACUGCAGCUUGGAAGCCAAGCCUGUAGAGCCCCAAGGUGAGCCGUGGGGCGAGCCCUCGGUUACUGAGUCCCUCUCAAUGGACCCGGAUGAGGCUCCCCCCAGUGAUCCCACAUGUUUGAAAUCCCAGUGUAUAGCCAUUGAUUUAGAAGCCGUGUGUGAUUCUUCUACAUCUCUGAGCAAGAAAAACCAGGACCAAAGUCACUCUGAUCCUGUGUUCCAAGAUAAAACAGCCUGAUUGGCCGUGAAAAGUUUGGCCCAGCCUGCAGGGUGGCCACACAGAUGGUGGGAGUUUGUGUCUGUCACGUGAACCCUAACUACAGACCUCGGUUGCGCCUCAAGAAACUUCAUGACGAAGGUCCAUCACUGGGGCUGGACAGCACCUUCACUGAACGAUGCAAGCACCAGGACAGAAGCAGCACCUCCUGAUCAAGUUUGGGAGCCAGGGACCUCACGCCUCUGGGAUUUAUGGGUUGAAUCUUGCAAUAGGAACUGAAGUUUUUCCCAAACCCAUAAAGCCUUAGUCCUGGUUCUCAAUAGAAUCAUAGAUGAUCCUAGAUUUUUGUGUACCUAAAACCCUGGAUGCCAGGAGGUCUGCAGAGCUUAAACAGUUCUGGCCUAAGAAUUGAGAGACCUGGGCCCAGCCUCAGAUGUGUGACUCUGGAUAAGACCGAGUCUCUGUGGGCCUCUGUUUUCUCAUCUGUAAAGUGAGGCCGAAUGAAGUGAUGCCCAGGGCCCUUUUGGCUGCUACUGAGGUUCUGGGAUUUGAUUUAGUUAUCUAUUAAAUAUUAGAUAGCGGUUUCCUGCCUAGAAAGAUGACUCUCUAGGUCCCAGUGGCUGGUUUCUGAUUUUCGUGGUAUGCAUGGGCCUUUCCCAGAGGCAUAUGUCACUUUUUGGUCCCACCUUUUAAAGAAACUAACAUGAAUAUUCCUGGGACUCAGCAGUACCCAAUUUUCUUUUCAUGGUGAAGACUAAAUUUGAAAAGGAUGGCCUUCGUGAGAUGCCCAGGAUCUUGGGAUGAAUAUAUUUCAUCCCUGAGACUCUGGCAAUAUAUUUUAAACUUGGCAAUGAUGGAUGGUUAAGUUACUUGGGGUUCAUAAAUUCUGGCUUCUGAAUAUGAACACAAGGGGAAGUUAUUCUGGGACCCCCCCCUCCCCCCACCCCACUUGAGUUUCUCUUUCUUGUGUCCAGCCAGACUGAAUGUUAGUUCUGCAUUUCGGCACUUUAGACCCUUCCUAUCAAGAAAUGAGCCUUAGCCCAAGCGUCAUAUUAGGUGAUUCAUCUGAUGGCUUUUGACCUAUUUCCUUUCAUAUUCAUUCCAUGCAAAUUGUGUUAAAAAGUGACAAGUACCACACGUUGUAUAUGUACCUUCUCUGUGCAUUUGUUAGACCAGCAGGCAAGGUGGAUGGCUGUUAGGACUAGAACUGUCCUCUGAAAUUCAAAGGCCAGUCAGUUGUUAAUAAGCUGUUCAACUCUCUAGCACUUUUUAAAACGUCUGGAGAAAGUUGUUGAUGGAACUUACUUACCUCGUUAGUACCAAUUCCAGGGAAAACUCUUUUCACCAGAUAUAACCCUGGAUGCUCUAGGGACCUGGCUGGGCCGGAAGUCAAAAUGCACACCCUUGGCUGCUGCUAGUCCCAUCUGACAAUGAUAAUGUGACCAGCACUGCUGGAAAGGUCUAAACAGGACAACUGGGAUGGCUAUAGCAGAGGGUUCAGAACCCAACUGCCUGGAUGGGAGAACUGGUUAGAGGUUUUCUUAAGUCCCAGAGAGGACAGAGUUAAAAAACAGUUAGACAGGAAUCAUUGAGCCCCACCAAGUUUCCAAGGUUUAAACUGUGCAUUGCAUUCCUGGCCAAAUUGCCUUUGUCCAUGUGUCCUAACAGAGGGAUGACCAAGCUCAUCUAGAGAAAUUUCUCAAAGACCAGGAAGGAUGUUGCCCAUUUCCCAGAUGUUUCCAGUUGGAUCAAGGAGCUAUUUCAUUCAGCUUCGGAAAGGAGUCAGAGCCAGGGCUUGUCUACCUUCUGGAGCUGCUAUGUUUUCUUUUGGCUCUGGAGAGAUCAAAUGGUUUUGGCACAUCAGGAGGUUUGAAUCAAGCUGGGAAACCAAGACCACAAUGGGUGGGAAACAUGGCGGUCUCCACACAGCUUGACCAGGUGUCUGCGUAAAACUGCCCCAGUGGAUUGGGGGGAGCCCAUAGGAGCAUCCGGGAGCUUCGCUCAGUAGUGAGGUCACAGUGAUAGAGCAAGUAAGAGAACACUGGUUUUCCUUCAGGGAAAAGUUCCGACCCAUUUCACCAACACCUGAAAAUUACCUUUUCCUUAAAUUCAGGGUAGUGUGGUGUAGGUAAGGGAGAAGAACAGCAAACCAGGAGACCUGUCAGCUUUACUUUGCCAGGGGGCUUUGCAUCAGCCACUUAACACUCCUGAAUCAUCUAUAUGGCAAAGGGGAGCUACACUCUUGAGCUCUGAACCCUUUGUUCCUGACAUCGAAGGUUUUGUUUUUUCCCCAUUUGGGUUAUUCUUUAGGGAAUUUAGGUCUGAAUGAAUUGACACCUAAAGCUUCCAAGUGAAUCUGUCAGCCUGGUGAUGUGGGAGAUUGUCUUCCUCCUUUUCUAAACAAAAUUGUGGAAUACUAUACUUCUUCCUGGAAUCCUAUUCUCCCUUCACGGGCAGAAGCUGGAUAAAUCUAUAGAAACAGCCAGAAAUGCAACCCUGGCUUGCCCUCCUGUGUUUCUUACUUGCUCUUGGCAAAGGUGGCUCUAGCUCCCCUAUACUUCAUCCUGCUUUCACAAGAAGCCACCUGUCCUUAAGGGUUUCCCAACAUUUCAGUUCAGAUACUUUUUUGCCAGAAAUAGAGUCAGGGUAAUGAGAGAUAUUUUUUUCUUAAUUCCCAUGAACUACUAAGCCUUUCAGAAUUCUUCCUGGGUGGGCAGUUGCUUUAAAUGCCCUGAUUCUCAGAUCAGUCAUAGGAUUGCUUUUUCAUUUGGGCAGGUGAAAGCUCCAGUACUGUUGUGGCAUUAUUAUAAUACCUCAUUUUAAGGUUUUUUUUUUCCUUUUGCUUUUUUGGGACUACACCUGUGGCAUAUGGAAGUUCCCAGGCUAG
This is a messenger RNA of Phacochoerus africanus (Common warthog), 4354 nucleotides long. It is a transcript of the gene TTPAL, whose product is annotated as alpha tocopherol transfer protein like. Gene Ontology annotation, molecular function: phosphatidylinositol bisphosphate binding. The record is from RefSeq and is a predicted model, not a curated record. Gene Ontology annotation, cellular component: membrane. NCBI's taxonomy places the organism in Eukaryota, Metazoa, Chordata, Mammalia, Artiodactyla, Suidae. The transcript has 5 exons. Bases 114 to 1148 code for a protein of 344 amino acids.